AUGACUAACUUCUAUUUUGUUUUUGUAGAUCCAGUUGCAGCGAAUAAUCCAAAUUUUGAUGGCUGUGAAUGUGUCAGUGGCAAUUCGUCGUUUUAUUGUUGUCAACCCAUCUCUGUCUACCGCUUUAGUGAGUUAGGUAAGAAAUUUCAAAUGCACUUAUUAGAAAUUUCAGUAAAGACAAAAAAACAGCACUGAUUGCAUAUACAUUUUGAAGGGUCUUCUAUCGAUCACGCGCUGUCGUGUCUCCAAGGCGCAGCUGUUUCAGUAGAAGAGUAACUUAUGACGGGGAUUACGUCCAUGGGAGAUUGCAUUCCAUUGCUUUUUCACCCAUUACACUAGUCUACACAGGUUAUGGACUAAAACAGUACUACGAAAUUAUUAGCUGGGUCUAAAAAAACUCAUUCUUAUUUUCCCAGUUUGUGUGAAUGUGUCAAGCGUGGAUACACAGAAUGUAAGAAACUCAGUUUUUCACUGCUAACACUGAAUUUAAUUUCCCUGUAUUGCUUAAUGAACCUGACACUUUUAGGAAUUGAACGUUGAGUUUUGCUCGAAUUAGGUUAUACCAUUCACCUUGUCUGCAGAUGGAAAGUCACGCCUUACUGAUACGUACUCAGGUACAGAGUUUCUUAUGAUGAUAUUGUUAAGGCUAAAUUUGGUAGGAAUAAUUUUUUUUAUCUUUGCAAUCCAGUAAACACCCCUUGAUUUAGGGUUUUCAUUUAUGUCGUAUGAAAAUUUAUCGGAACUAGAGAACAGUCAAUAUGAGGAAAGAGUUCAAACUUCAAAGGACUGACUUGGUACACCAACAUGGAAGCUUUUUUAAAUGUUUGGUAACUAAUGUAGCUGUAUCCACGUAUGCAAAGCCGAUUGCUUCUCAAAGGACAUAGGUAGAAAUUUCCAUUGGGAUGAUGUGGUCGUAAACCGGUAUGUUACUCGGAGGGGUUUAGGUGUGACAGGUUUUGUUUUUAUAAAUUAUCAGGUUAUCUCGAUCUAGGAACGGUAUCACAUGUACACAAGUAUCUCCCUGAUCACCCGAGCCCUUGAUUAACUGAUUUCUUUCGAACACUUGGCAGAAAAAGCACCUCAGCCAUACUGUAUUGAGUUUGACAACCCAGGACCAGUUUACACCUGUUUAAUUUUCUACAACACAACGUUCACCAGCACACAGGUCAGCGGCUGUCUGAAGCUGAGAGUUUUGGUACAAGCUGAAAUCUUUAUCCCAUUGAGAUGUUUCAAUCUUUCACGACCUUCUGAUGUCAAGCAAGAGGACGAUUUUACAACAAACUACAUAUUUUAA
Molecule: messenger RNA, 1294 nt
Organism: Pocillopora meandrina
Lineage: Eukaryota; Metazoa; Cnidaria; Anthozoa; Scleractinia; Pocilloporidae
Source: the annotation of a GenBank genome assembly